Molecule: messenger RNA, 1248 nt
Organism: Fibroporia radiculosa
Lineage: Eukaryota; Fungi; Basidiomycota; Agaricomycetes; Polyporales; Fibroporiaceae
Exons: 4
Coding region: 1-1248 (415 amino acids)
Molecular function (GO): protein binding
Source: RefSeq, a predicted model, not a curated record
AUGACCGCCGCCCUCCCGAACGAGACCCUCUUCGCCGUCUUCGAGCACCUCCAGCCCGACGUGCUCACCCUCGUGAUCCGUGCAUCCUCCAGAUUCCAAGCGAUUGCCGAGCGGAUCCUGUACUCCAACAUCUCGAUUCUUGAGCUGCUUCCCGUCUCUUCUCCCGUCCCCGCAAGGACCCAGCGCUGCUGCCAGUCCCUCCUCGCCCACCCCCACCUCGCCCUCCUCGUCAGGUCCCUCAACGUCCGAUGGCAGACAGACCCCGGCCUCCACGACCAGUACCUCCCCUUCGUCGACCCCGUCCUCGACCUCCUCAACCAGGCCCUCCGCACCCUCGUCCAGCUCGAAGACCUCGACCUCGCCCUCGGCCUCAUAGGCACCCCCAUCGGCGUCCAGGACGUUCUCAAUGGCUGUCGUUUUCCCGGCCUUCGUUUCUUCGCCAUCUGUGGUCUCGGCCGCGGCAGCCUGCCUGCAAAGUACUACCCUGCAGAGUCCACCGUCGAGCCCUUUCUUGCCAUGACCCCCUCCAUUGUCCACAUGCGCCUCGUCGAUCACUACGGUCCGCUCCAUCUCGCCCCACAUCACCUCCCCGUCCUCUCUGCCUUUCGCGGGACCCCCUUCGCUGCCGCAUCCCUCAUCCCCGGCCGCCCCGUGCGCUGUCUCUCCCUCGUCGGUCAGGAGCACAUCACCGACAUGGAGCUCUCCAGGAUCGCUCAGGGCAGCGUCAAGAUGUGCUGGCUCGACAUCAGCGCCGUCCCGCUCACCCCAAACGUGCUGCGUGACGUCUCGCACCACCUAACCAGCAUAGAGACCCUCAAAUUCAAGCUUGCCCUGCGGCACACCCUGCAUCACUCCUUUACCGGAAUCAGCAUCCUCGCAGGCCUCACUCCCGUCAUCGGCGCCUUCCCUGCUCUCUACCAGCUCGACCUGUCUGCCUCGCCCGUCUCCAACUCUGGCUCGGGCAGUUCGCUCGAGGAGACGGCGCUAUGCACGACGUGGGGGCGCAGCUGCCCAUCCCUGCGCUCCGUCGUCUUCCCGUCCAAGACCGAGUGGCGGCUCACCCCGGAGCGCAUCUGGCCACCUGCGGCGGACGCGGUGGCAGAACCCGACUUCUCCCCUCAGGGGGCCUGGCUUGGUAGAGGCACUUGGCGUGCCGAGGGGACUGGACGGCGGCACGCGCUGCGGGCAGGCAGGCGGACGGCGGAGCAUGCGCUGGCCGCGGCUCGAGCCUGGCAGCGUGCGUCGUGA